Zingiber officinale is the source of this 1484-nucleotide messenger RNA. RefSeq lists its product as uncharacterized. Lineage: Eukaryota; Viridiplantae; Streptophyta; Magnoliopsida; Zingiberales; Zingiberaceae. Bases 192 to 1169 code for a protein of 325 amino acids. The record is from RefSeq and is a predicted model, not a curated record. The transcript is spliced from 3 exons.
UCUAUUUAUGGAUUUGUUUGGGAAGGGAAAGAGCAGAAUAGGAGAGGAAACCCCGGACCUUGCCUUUGUCGUUGUUGGCUAACAUUGUGCCUUCUUCAAGAAGCAAAUUAAAAAUCGUCUUUUUACUGGGCGGCGCUGCGGCGCUUGCUAUUAGUAGCGCGCCUACUUCUCAGUUUUCCUCGUGCUGUGAUAUGGCGGAGGACUUGGAGGUCGGAGAGUUCUGGCUUCCUCUGGAGCUACUCGAAGAUAGCUUCGCUGUCGAGAAAGAGGAGUUACAGCCGGGCGAGGAACCGGUCGAUGUGACGAUGGGGAUGAAGAGAGAUGGGGAGGAGAAAGAUUACAUGGAUGGCCUCACGCGGCGAAUGACUCAAUCCUUCCUCCAGGACGAUAAGGAGGAGGAGGAGGCAAAGAGGACAGCGGCGUGGUCGUCUCCUUGGGAGCAGUGGAAGGGGGACGAGUGGGCUCUGUUCCAAGAGACGGGAGGAUGGGUGGCAGCGUCUGCGAAGCUUAAUUGGGAGCCAAGGAGGCAAUGUCCGGCGAAGAACUCCGGCCCUGGCGGUUGCUUCGCGUCACCCCUUAACGCUCACUACCAUUGGGAUGCCGCUCGAAUAUUCCAACUGAGGCAGCAGCAGUUUGCUGCGGCAUGGGAGCGGCAGACGAUGACAAGCAGAGGCAGAGCAGGCGGCCGUGGUGCGCCGCCUCGCCAACUUCAGCAUCGACACAUGCCAGGAGCAGGGAUGAGAGCCGUCUUCCUUCGCAGAUCCGGCGAGCGGAAAGAGCCCGUCGGCACCGGCGUCUUUCUCCCCAGGACCGCGACGCGCAACACCGAACGGAAAAAUAACUCAGGUAGCUUGCUGCGAUCUUACUCCAUUAACCUAGCUAGAGAUUACAAAUUUUGCUACCUUCUCCUUCGAAUUGAUUCUUGUUUAUUUGAAACAUCUAUUUUACGGACGAUACUUUUCCUGUUUUCCUUUGAUCGAAAUCCAAACGCAGCGGCUUGUCCGACGGUGCGAAUUCCGGCCAAGGUGGCGCAGGCUUUAAACUUGAACAUUGAGAACUUCCCCAGUGGAUUUGUUCUACAACAUGAUGCUUUCGUAGAGGGAAAAAAUGAGACUUCUGCGACGGCGGUUCCUAUAAGCUCUGGGCUUCCUCAAGAAUGGACUUACUGACCCACUCCACCAGCUUCACUGAAAGAAUUGUGUUGGUUGGAAGCCAUGAUCAGAAAGUGCAUAGUUUUGCUUGUAACGGAAGAAUGCAUUGAUGAUAAGAAAUGAAAAUAACAAUAAAUAAUAUACUUUUUCUCUUCUAGUGUGAUGAAAUCAGGAAGGGAUUUGUUUAUGAUUGCAGUAAGACCCUCGCAAAGCAAAAAGCUUCAUGUGACGACAUUUGUAACUCGUGAUCAUUGGAUGUGUUCUUGUUGUCUUUUAAAGUUUUGUAACCUCUCAAAUCUCUAUUGAACAGCACGGAGUUGGAGUCCAUACACA